AUGGACAACCCAGCAUCCCCGGCCAGGGUGCAGCAAUGUAUCUGGGAAGGUCGAAUUCCCUUGGAGAUUGCGCUUGCUCCGUCUGAGAGUCGAAGCUACGACAAGACAGAUACAUACAUGGCAAGUCCAGACCAUGCUCAUACAUUUACGCAAGGCACUGGAGGUCUUGUUGACGCUUUGAACAGAUCUCGUGUCCAAGGAUCUCAUACCUUCCAUCGCUGCUCCCAAGGUGACUGGCCUUCCGAGGACCUCGUCCGCUUAGAUGAAAAUGGCAUGGUCAUGAAUGAUGCCUUCAUCAACAGUGUAAAGGAGGCGGAUUUUCUGCGGAACGGCACCGCCAAGGGCAUCAUGACUCUUUCCAAGGAAGACUCGUCGGGUCUAUGGAAGGCAGUGGAAGAAGUGGAUCUUUCAUCUUUUCAACGAAUCUCCCAGAUUCUCUUGCCCCCUCCAUCCCAACCUUUUAGAAACGUUCCCAUUCGGAUCUUCCUGCCUCUCCCGCCGGAUGAAGAAGCCGGGCUACUCAAGGUGGUACAAUCACCACUUCCCCCUUUUGUUUCAAAUUCCACAGGUGCCCAGUCGGCCAGCCCACGUUCAAGCCCAGGCACUCAGCCUCAAACAAUCGGCGGCGCCUUACAUGCUUUACUGCCCAAUUUGUUCCCCAGUCGCAGGACUCCUGUCCUUGCGAAGCCUGUGCUACAUGGUGCUGUUCUUCCCAUGUCGGCGCCCAUCGAGGAAGUUGUGAGAUGCUCAGCUUAUGGCGAUGGGUGGGCUUAUAUUGUUGUGAGAAUGAUGGGUUAA
Molecule: messenger RNA, 798 nt
Organism: Penicillium diatomitis
Lineage: Eukaryota; Fungi; Ascomycota; Eurotiomycetes; Eurotiales; Aspergillaceae
Product: autophagy protein 5
Exons: 3
Coding region: 1-798 (265 amino acids)
Biological process (GO): autophagy of mitochondrion; nucleophagy; C-terminal protein lipidation
Cellular component (GO): cytoplasm; phagophore assembly site membrane; Atg12-Atg5-Atg16 complex
Source: RefSeq, a predicted model, not a curated record